Molecule: messenger RNA, 855 nt
Organism: Melozone crissalis (California towhee)
Lineage: Eukaryota; Metazoa; Chordata; Aves; Passeriformes; Passerellidae
Gene: IER5
Product: immediate early response 5
Exons: 1
Coding region: 60-770 (236 amino acids)
Source: RefSeq, a predicted model, not a curated record
UUUUUUUGUUUUUCUUUUUAAAAUUCUUUACUCCCUCCCUUCGCCCACCUGCUUUCCCCAUGGAGUUCAAGCUGGAGGCGCACCGCAUCGUCAGCAUCUCGCUGGGCAAGAUCUACAGCGCGCGGGGCCAGCGCGGCGGCCUGAAGCUGCACAAGAACCUCCUGGUGUCGCUGGUGCUGCGCAGCGCCCGCCAGGUCUACCUGAGCGAGCCGGGCUGCCCGCCCGAGCCGCCCCCCGCCGCCGCCGGCCACCCCGAGGAGGAGCCGCCGCCGCCCCACACCGCCGCCUGGGCGGCCGAGGAGCCGCCGCCACCGCCGCCGCCCCCGCAGGACGAGGCGGGCAGGGACUGCCAGGGCCCCCGGCCGCGGCGCUGUUGCUGCGGCGAGAACCGCGGGGGCUGCGCCGGCGCCCCCCCGCCGCCGCACUGCCCCCGCAAGCGGAGCGCCGGCGAGCGCGGCCAGACGGGCUCCCCGGUGAAGAAGCCCCGCCGCGAGGAAGAGGAGCCGCCGCCACCGCCGCCCUCGCCGCCGGGCGAGCAGGAGGAUAUGGAGACGGGCAACGUGGCCAGCCUCAUCAGCAUCUUCGGCUCCAGCUUCUCGGGACUGCUCAGCAAGGAGCCCAAGGGCCGGCGGCGACCGCCUCUGGACGGCGGCGAGGCGGCGGCGGGCACGGCGCCCGCCGAGGCGGCGGCCGAGCCGGGACAGAUCUGCUGCGACGAGCCGGUGCUGCGGACCCUCAACCCCUGGAGCACGGCCAUCGUGGCCUUCUGAUGGCCCGGCCGCAGAGACUGGCUCCCCGCCGCGGGCCGGGGGGCCCGGACAUGACACCCACCGAGCGCCGCGGGGCUCCGGCGCC